Molecule: messenger RNA, 1019 nt
Organism: Ochotona princeps (American pika)
Lineage: Eukaryota; Metazoa; Chordata; Mammalia; Lagomorpha; Ochotonidae
Gene: CENPV
Product: centromere protein V
Exons: 5
Coding region: 16-831 (271 amino acids)
Biological process (GO): positive regulation of cytokinesis; pericentric heterochromatin formation; regulation of chromosome organization
Cellular component (GO): kinetochore; nucleus; spindle midzone
Molecular function (GO): carbon-sulfur lyase activity
Source: RefSeq, a predicted model, not a curated record
CAGGCUGCGGGAGCCAUGCGGCGGGCAAGGAGCUCCGCGGCCGCCGCUCCGCGCGGGCAGAAACGGUCGGGCCCCUCCAGCGGGCCCGGAGCCGCCGCCGCCUCGACCUCCAACGACCACCGCCCACGGCGCUCCGCGAGCCAGGGCAGCAGCGGCAAGAGCCAGGCGGCCAAGAAGCAGCCGUCGGCGAGGCGGGGGCCGAGGCGCUCUCCGCCGCGGGCCCAGGAGGCGGGCCCCGAGCAGCAGCCGGCCGAACCGGCGCUGCCGCUGUCGUCGUCGCCGUCGCCGCCCCCGACCCCGGCGACCCAGACGUCCUCGGUGUCCACGCUGGACCUGGGCGAGCAGCGGGAGCGCUGGGAGACGUUCCAGAAGCGGCAGCGGCUGAGCUUCGAGGGCGCCGCCAAGCUCCUGCUGGACACCUUCGAAUACCAGGGCCUGGUGAAGCACACGGGAGGUUGCCACUGUGGAGCCGUCCGUUUUGAAGUUUGGGCCUCGGCGGACCUGCACAUCUUUGACUGCAACUGCAGCAUAUGCAAGAAGAAGCAGAAUAGACACUUCAUCGUGCCAGCGUCUCGCUUCAAGCUCCUGAAGGGAGCCGACAGCCUGACUACAUACACGUUCAACACGCACAAAGCCCAGCACACUUUCUGCAAAAAGUGCGGUGUCCAGAGCUUCUACACGCCCCGCUCCAACCCCGGGGGUUUCGGCAUCGCCCCACACUGCCUGGACGAGGGAACCGUGCGGAGCGUGGUCACGGAGAACUUCAACGGCAGUGACUGGGAAAAGGCUAUGAAGGAGCACAAGACCAUCAAGAACAUGUCCAAGGAGUGAAGCGCCCCUCGGCCUCCCCGGGCCAGUGCCGCGCUGGGCCGGCCGGGCCCUAUGGCCAACCCCGGGCCACUGGCUCCCGCGCCAGGCUCCGGCCCCAGGCACUAGUUUCUUAGGCAGCUCUUUCCCUUCCUCAGUGUGGAUUUUGACGUAGGCUAGUUGCCAUUCUUUCCCUGCCCCUCUCCAUCUCC